CAGGGCAGCACCGCUGAUUAGGUGUUCCAUCGCCCUGGUGGAUUCCUCGUUCAUUUGCGGGGGUUGAGGAGUUCGGGAGGGGGUCCGGAGAAUAACAUUUCACAAGAAGGAAUGCUGGGCAGAGAUGAACAUAUUUUUCAGUUUAAGACCAUCCUUCGAUUGAAGCUGCAUGAUAAAGUUAUGCCAGCAUGGCUGGUGUAAGAGAAGUCUAUAGAGCAGGAUGGUUGAAGAAAAUUACCUCAGAUGAUAAAAAGAAAGCAUUCAAGAGCCCGCGCAUCCAGAAGGUGUGGCUGGUGUUCUGCGUGCACGACGAGCGGAGUCCGUUUCUGGAGCAGUAUGACUCGCGGCAGCUGGCCGCCGGCCACCAGCCCGACUUCGCCUACCCACUGGCCGAGUGUUUCCACGUGUCGGCCAGCAUCCGCGCCACGCUGGAGGAGGAGCACGAGUUCGUGGUCACGCUGCGCCAGGACGUGGUCAAGUUCUCGUCAUCCCGACAGGAGGUGAUCAAUGAUUGGAUAUCAAUUUUGCGGAACCAGCUUCAUGAGCUUAAAGUGCUGGAGUCCAAGUCCAACCUGUACUCGCGGGCGCCACGGCAGCUGGUGCAGUUUGGUCUUCAGCGUGAUCCGAACUCGCCUCUGCCGCCGCCGCCGCCGCUGCCAGUGCUCAACACGACCCUGCUGCAGUCUGCGCCCCCGCGUCCGCGAGCGCCAUCCCCGCCGACAGCCACCUCCGAGGAUGUACACUCCGAGUCGCCCAGCGCUGCGCCGGAGGGUGGCCGGCAGCUGGGCCUGCGCGAGCACCAGGUGCUGGCACUGCGGCGCGAGAUCGCGCACCGGCCCGGCGUGCGGCUGGUGCUGCCGCGCCGCACGCUCAGCGGCGCGCUGGCGCUGGCAGACGGCUUCGGCGCUGUCUGGCUCUGCGGCUGGCGGUGGAAGGAGCAGCCGACGCUGUCCUGCGCGCUGCACGUGGGCGACCGGGUGGCCUCUGUGGGCGGCGUGGCUGUGACCUCGGCUGCCGAGUUCUCCCGGCUCGUGAAGCAGCAGCAGGCGCCCGUGACGGAGCUGGUGGUGCAGCGGAUGCCGCACGCCAUGGUGGUCUCGAUGAGGCGUGAGACGGAGGGACAGGAGCUGGGUCUGCUCAGGGACGGCGGCACCGGGGAGGUCCUCCAGGUGCUGCCGGACGGUCUGGCGGCCGGGCACGGCCUGCCGGCCCGCUCCGGCUCGGCCGACGGCCUCUCCCUCUGCAACUGGUACAUCACCGAGGUCAACAGCCGCGCCGUCAGCCUCUUCAGCAAGGGCGGCGAGCUGGGCAGCCGUCUGGCGGCGGUGGGUCGUGACAUCAGCCUGGUGGUGCAGCCGGCCGACCUCGUGCGCCUGAUGAAGCGACAGCUAAAGACGAUCCGCGGCUACAAACAAUACGUGGUGCAGUAGUGAAUCCGGUUCGCGCCGCGGGGUCGGCUUACGUGGUGCAGUAGUGAGUCCGGUCUGUGCCGCGGCGUCGGCUUACCGGCUUACGUGGUGCAGUAAUGGGCCUGGUCUACGCCGCGGGGUCGGCUUACGUGAUGCAGUUGUGGACCUGGUCUGCACCGCAGGGUCGGCUUACGUGGUGCAGUAGUGGACUCGGCCUGCGCCGCGGGAUCGGCUUAUGUGGUGCAGAAAUGAGUCCGGUCUGCGCAGCGGGGUCGGCUUACGUGGUGCAGUAGUGGGCCCGGUCUGCGCCGCGGGGUCGGCUUAUGUGGUGCAGAAAUGAGUCCGGUCUGCGCCGCGGGGUCGGCCUACGUGGUGCAGUAGUGAGUCCGGUCUGCGCCGCGGAGUCGGCCUACGUGGUGCAGUAGUGAGUUCGGUCUGUGCCGCGGGGUCGGCUUACGUGGUGCAGUAGUGGGUCCGGUCUGCGCCGUGGGGUCGGCUCUCGGAGACAACGACUGGGGCGGCGCGCGGCGACGGGGGAGGGCUGCUGGGGGGGCUUGUCGCCCUCUCCAGUGGCAGCGGCAGCGGCGCGUUGUGAUCUGUUCGGUAUCACCUGUGGCGCAUGGGACACGACAACGAAGACAGCGGCGUGCCGCGGGUGGGGACCGCGGCGGCCCCGCGCACCGACCGCGGCGGCCACGGAGAUGAGAUGUGCUUUCGUAGUUGAUUAAUGAAUCGGCUCGGCUCACUGCGCGAUGCUGGAGGUUGAUAUCUCGUGUAGGGGCAGGGCAUCGAAGCUGGGGCAAUGAGUGCAUUUCUAUGCGUUUUCUGCAACGUUCACAUCGACAAUAGAUGCUCGAUCUCGACAUGGACGACGUCUGCAUGCCUGGCCUUGCAAUGCUUAGGGUACGUAGCCAACAUGCACGGUAUGGUUGUGUGUUAUGGUGUUUCCGUGAAUCGGUAGCUUUGUUAACUUUUUACCGACUAUCAUGAUAUGAACUUGCUACUCGUUGGACAAUAUAA
This is a messenger RNA of Pollicipes pollicipes, 2429 nucleotides long. RefSeq lists its product as uncharacterized. The transcript is spliced from 10 exons. The record is from RefSeq and is a predicted model, not a curated record. Gene Ontology annotation, cellular component: plasma membrane; cytoplasm. Bases 189 to 1430 code for a protein of 413 amino acids. NCBI's taxonomy places the organism in Eukaryota, Metazoa, Arthropoda, Thecostraca, Pollicipedomorpha, Pollicipedidae.